CCCGUUCCCGACCGUUUAAACCCUCAUGCUUGAUUAGCCGACAAAAAUCGCAGAACCAAGGAAGAACGGAAAAUAUUCUCCAAACAUUUAAUAUUUAAACUCAUAAAAUAAAUAAAUCUCCAAAAAACUAUCACUCUCCUCACUUCUUCUCACUCUACAGCAACGGUCCACCGUACACCGUCACUCCCACUUUUUGUAGACCAAUUUCUCUCUCUCUCUCUCUAAACUCGCUUUGAUUUCACACUUAGGGUUUCGGCAUUAUCAUGUGAAACCCUAGCUCGCCCAGGGCUAGUUAGGGUUUUGGCGAGAUCCGUGCAGAGCUACCGACAGAGGGCGUUGCAAUGGGAAAUUGCUGCAGAUCUCCGGCCGCUGUCGCCAGAGAGGACGUGAAAUCGAACUUUUCCGGGCACGAUCACGGCCGGAGGGACUCCAACGCCGGGAAGAAGGCUCCGACGACGGUGUUGACUGGCGUGCCGAAGGAGAAUAUAGAGGAGAAGUAUUUGGUGGAUCGGGAGCUCGGCCGGGGGGAGUUCGGCGUUACUUACCUCUGUAUUGACCGCCAUAGUCGUGAGCUCUUGGCCUGCAAGAGCAUUUCGAAGCGGAAGCUCAGGACUGCCGUGGACGUCGAGGAUGUGCGGCGCGAGGUGGCGAUAAUGCAGCACUUGCCGAAGAAUUCGAGCAUUGUGAGCUUGAAGGAGGCUUGCGAGGACGAGAACGCCGUGCAUUUGGUGAUGGAGUUGUGCGAGGGCGGUGAGCUCUUUGAUCGGAUUGUGGCGAGGGGGCAUUAUACGGAGCGGGCUGCGGCGGCCGUAACCAGGACCAUUGUUGAGGUUGUGCAGCUCUGCCACAAGCAUGGAGUGAUUCAUAGGGACUUGAAGCCAGAGAACUUUUUGUUCGCCAACAAGAAGGAGAAUUCGCCUCUCAAGGCCAUUGAUUUCGGCUUGUCUAUAUUCUUCAAACCAGGUGAGAGGUUCUCAGAAAUUGUUGGAAGUCCAUACUACAUGGCUCCUGAGGUGCUCAAGAGGAAUUACGGGCCAGAAAUAGAUAUAUGGAGUGCAGGAGUUAUACUGUAUAUUUUGUUGUGUGGGGUGCCCCCUUUUUGGGCUGAGUCUGAACAAGGGGUUGCACAGGCAAUUCUACGUGGGCUGAUAGAUUUCAAGCGUGAUCCAUGGCCCAAUAUUUCGGAGAGUGCCAAGAGUUUAGUUAGGCAAAUGUUGGAGCCAGACCCAAAGCUACGAUUGACUGCGAAGCAAGUUCUUGAGCAUCCUUGGCUCCAAAAUGCUAAGAAAGCACCGAACAUUCCCCUUGGAGAUGUUGUCAAGUCAAGGCUCAAGCAGUUUUCAAUGAUGAACAGAUUCAAAAGAAAGGCCUUGAGGGUUAUUGCAGAUUUCUUUUCCGUUGAUGAAGUUGAAGACAGUAAGGAGAUGUUUAAGAAGAUAGACACUGAUAAUGAUGGAAUUGUUUCAAUUGAAGAAUUGAAAUCUGGACUUCGGAAUUUUGGAUCCCAGCUUGCCGAUUCUGACAUUCAGUUGCUUAUUGAAGCAGUUGAUACUAAUGGGAAGGGUACUCUGGACUGUGGAGAAUUUAUUGCCGUUACCCUCCACCUACAGAGAAUGGCAAAUGAUGAGCAUCUUCACAAGGCAUUUUCCUACUUUGAUAAGAAUAACAACGGCUAUAUUGAACCAGACGAGCUCAGGGAUGCAUUGAUGGAAGAUGGGGCGGAUGAUUGUACAGAUGUAGCAAAUGACAUAUUCCAAGAAGUGGACACAGACAAGGAUGGGCGUAUCAGCUAUGAAGAAUUUGUCGCCAUGAUGAAAACCGGGACAGAUUGGAGAAAGGCUUCUCGUCAUUACUCAAGAGGGAGAUUCAACAGUCUAAGCAUAAAGCUGAUGAAGGAUGGUUCCAUAAAUUUGGGGAAUGAGUGAAAGCAUAGACAAGUUUGGUAAUUGGAUUGUUGAUGCAAAAGAAGUAAUUCGGUCUUUUCAACACAUCAGCGAAGUCAUUCGGUCUUUUCGGCACAUCAGCUUCUUUGCUUUCAUUUGUGGUUAUUGUAAGGGUCCCUUGAUUGAGACGGGGCUCCUUUUUGCUUGGGUGCCAUACAAGUUGGAUCAUGGAGGGGGGAUGGGUACGUUCGUUUGUCCCUGCAAUCGUCUAAUGGUGUAAAAACACAGUACCUCGUAGCAACGACACAGCAUGUAUGUAUGGUUUUUCUCUGUUAAUCUUGUACGCUCCAACGUUUUGUAGCUGUAUUUUGCUUGAUCAUAUUGGAUUGAACUACAUCA
Messenger RNA from Pyrus x bretschneideri (Chinese white pear), 2282 nucleotides. RefSeq names its product calcium-dependent protein kinase 13. NCBI's taxonomy places the organism in Eukaryota, Viridiplantae, Streptophyta, Magnoliopsida, Rosales, Rosaceae. Gene Ontology annotation, cellular component: nucleus; cytoplasm. Gene Ontology annotation, biological process: peptidyl-serine phosphorylation; protein autophosphorylation; intracellular signal transduction. Bases 342 to 1925 code for a protein of 527 amino acids. The transcript is spliced from 7 exons. The record is from RefSeq and is a predicted model, not a curated record. Gene Ontology annotation, molecular function: calcium ion binding; calmodulin binding; ATP binding.